Messenger RNA from Prorocentrum cordatum, 516 nucleotides. Lineage: Eukaryota; Dinophyceae; Prorocentrales; Prorocentraceae. The record is from the annotation of a GenBank genome assembly.
AUGCUAUCGUCCGCUGUGGCUUCUUUCGAAGACUGGCAGGCCGUUGAAGCCCUGCGCGUGGACGCGUGCUACACGGACGUCGAGGAGAUCCUUUCGUUCCUCAUACCAGGUCGCUCGCCGCAGCAGGCGCUACCUGGUCAUCAAGCCCCCAAUUUUCUCCACUAUUGUCUCCCCAUCUACGUGCCUUACCCGAGCUUCAAAGACCAGGACGGCGGACGUCUGUGGAGCAAGUACUGGUUCGACUGGGGCGUGGAGAGAGGCAGGCCGCAUGCGCUGGAGCGGUGCAAUGACACUGCGAACGCACCCAUGGUUGGUCCAUACCCAGCGCUGAAAUGGUUCAAGACGUCAUCUCCAAGGCGGGCGCAGCCAAACCAGUCGAUGCCGAUCACCGAGCUGCGGAACCGGUUCCUGGGGUGCGUUGCAAAGGGUAUAUUUAGGAAAGCGGUCCAGGCUUUGUGCCCUGGGCAACCAAUGGCUAGAGACGUCAUGGAGUCGACGGACCCCCUGGACGAGUGA